This is a messenger RNA of Haemonchus placei, 1164 nucleotides long. Lineage: Eukaryota; Metazoa; Nematoda; Chromadorea; Rhabditida; Trichostrongylidae. The record is from the annotation of a GenBank genome assembly.
CUGUAUCGUUUUCAGGUUGAUCCAUGCGUGGAUUUUUUCGAGUUUAGUUGUGGGAAUUGGAUUAAAUCGCAUCCGAUUCCUGACUACCUAACCUUCUACUCACGGUUUACCGAAGUCCGUGAAAGAGUUCUGCAACAGAUGAGAGUAAAGUUCAUGUACCAAAAAUGUGUGGACAAGGAGGAACUGACUAAGAUCGGCUCUAAACGGCUACUGCAAAGCAUAAGGAGUUAUGGAGUAUGGCCGAUGAUCGAAGGCGAUGACAAAUUCCGAGUGGAAGACUUUAAUUUAACAUCGCUGAUGAUUUACAUUACUAAAGCUAGAGGAUUCCAUGUCUUUGUGGCUAACGGCGUCGCCCGCGACGACAAAAAUGUCUCGAGAAGACUUAUCGAGUUUGGUCAAGCUGAUCUUGGUAUGGGAAAAUCGACCCGGGAUUAUUACUUGGAUAGAGCUAAGCAUGAAAAAAGAAUUGGAGCUUACAGAAAGCUCCUUAUUAGCGAGGUGGAACUGAUCAACGAAUACGAUAAUCGCUCUUACAACUAUGAGAAAAUCGCGCAAGAUGUGGACGAGAUAAUCGAUUUCGAGACAAAAAUUGCAAAAGUUAUGGUAGCAGAGCAGGAUCGCCGAAACUUCUUCGAAAUGUACAAUAUUCGACGCCUUAGCGAUCUGCAGAAGCUCAUGCCUAUGAUUGAUUGGACCAGAUACCUUUAUUCCAUUGCACCCUAUUCUGUUCACAAAUACUUUGCAAACGAUCCAAAUGUCUUAAUCAGAGAGAUUGAUUAUGUGAGAAGGAUCACAGAACUGCUGCAGUUAACGGACCCUCGAAUCAUCACCAAUUACAUAUUCAUUCGCUUCACUUCCUCAUGGGGCAAAGAGCUUGGAGAGCGAUUCCACGACGUCCUUCAGGAGUUUCACCGCUCAAUGUAUGGGAGAAAACAGAAAGUUCCUUCAUGGAAAGAAUGCACGUUUUUUACAAUAAACAGAAUGCCUUAUUCUGCUGGAGCCAUCUUCGUUAGCGAGGUAUACGACAAGGCUUCAAAAAAUGUAACGCUAGACAUGGUGAAUGAUUUGAUUGAAGCUUUCAACGAAAUGCUUGUCGAAAAUGACUGGAUGGACAAAUCUACGAAAAAGGUCAUCAAUAAGUUCACACUUUCAGGUACGCAGUAG